Molecule: messenger RNA, 2505 nt
Organism: Glossina fuscipes
Lineage: Eukaryota; Metazoa; Arthropoda; Insecta; Diptera; Glossinidae
Product: leucine-rich repeat extensin-like protein 3
Exons: 4
Coding region: 841-2505 (554 amino acids)
Source: RefSeq, a predicted model, not a curated record
AUCUUGGUGAGGCCUGUGGAUGGCCUGAGUGCCGAACAGUCGAAGGUGUUUGUAUGAGAGUAAAUUUUUUGGAAAACUUAGUAAACUUCGUUUGCGUAUGUCUAAGAACGAUUUUACAAUGAAAAUCGUUAUUUCCACAAGUAGUAAAGUUUCUGAAAAUGCAUCGCUCCGCUGAUUUAAAUUUUUAAGUAAGCGGUAUCUAAUAUGCAUAAAAGCAAGCAUCUUUGCUUAAAACACGCCGCAGAGAUAUUUGCAUCUUAAGAAGCCCGCUCGAUCGACAAAUCUGGGUUGUUAUUAACAAUAUCGCAAGCAAUAAUGUUCUCUUCGCUCUUAAUAAAACCGUGUUCUGUACGCGCUGUGAACACAAUUGAGAGCGUUGGCCGAUCGAAAAUGUUUUACGUGGUAUACCUUUUCAUAUAUCGGAAUGACAUUAGUAAUCUCAAGUUUCACUAAAAAGUGUAAACAUUAAAGGUCAAAGAUACAAAAAUAGUCGUCAGAUUUUGACUCUGAAAGAAGAAAAAUUAACACCAAUUCUGUAUAGUUGAUUUCCAGAAUCACAUUUGAAUUUAUAACAAAAGCAAAUUGGUCUGAGAUGGCGAAAGGCAUCAAGUAUGUAAAAACGCGACUGAUAAACCCAAAAGGACAUUUUUAUUACUGUUGUUGAAAACCGUAAAGCACUUCCUUCAAGUGCACAUUGUUAUCAACUUCAAUCAGACAAAACCAUUUGGUUGCAGGCGAGACAGUUUCAGGCCCAGCUCAUUCUCAGUUGCAGUGCAAACAAAACGGUUGUUUAUUUAAAGGAACCAAACGUGCACAUAUUUGUGUACAAACGUACAAAAUAUGUGGUUACAUUCUCUUGCUUUUGUGGCAAUAUUGUUGCUCGGGUUAAAAACGAUUGCAACGUCGCAGGCUCAAGUGGCUGAAGUAAGUCGCAGCCCAAGAGCCAUUGACCUGAGCACGUUCGUACGUAAUUUGCUAUUGAAAAGUGCUGCAGCAAGCGACUUAAAGACCAACAUAAAAGCUACUCCGGUACCUAGAAGACGACCCGCUACAACGUUGCGGCCACAGCCGCAACGGGCACUACCCCUACCACCGCAAUCUAGGUAUAAUCCCAAUGUGUUUUUCCAGAAAUCAGGCUUUGGGUUUCCUUUUAAUUUUGGUUAUGGACAAUACGGAUUUAAUAAAUUCCCCAACUUCGUAUACAGCAACAAUGGGGGUGAAACAGUUCAACGUGCACCUAGACCACAGCCUACCAGAACAACUACUAUAACUACUACUACCACAACCCAAAGUCCACCUGCAACUCCCUCUCCUCCAUCUAGACGACCCAUAGUUUAUCGACCAAAAGGGCGGUUUGGAAAGCCAAAUUUUUUUUCAUAUGAUUAUAACUACGAUGAUUAUGAUUACGGAGAUCCCAAUCCCCCUACAGAUCCACCACCUUCAUCAUCACCGCCAUCUGCACUCCCUAUGACACCACCUCCAACAGCAGCCCCUCAGCCGAGACCGCGCCCCAGGCCAGGAAAAUAUUCUAGAUUAAGACCAACACAACUGUCGCCCCCCGCAACAGGUGAACCGCAAGCGUCGAGAGAAGCACCACCUCCAGCACCAGAAGAACCGCCAGCGCCAGCACCUCCCCCUCCUCCAUCUAGACGACCCAUAGUUUACCGACCAAAAGGGCGGUUUGGAAAGCCAAAUUUUUUUUCGUAUGAUUAUAACUAUGGUGAUUAUGAUUACGGAGAUCCCAAUCCCGCUACAGACCCACCAACUUCAUCAUCACAGCCACCUGCUCCACCUAUGACACCACCUCCACCACCAACCGCUCAGCCAGGACUUGAAGAAAAUCCUAUAUUAAGACCAACACAACCGCCACCGCCUGCAACCGAAGGGCCACCAGCGUCGGAAAAAUCGCCAUCAUCAGAACCGGAGCAACCGCCACCGCCGCCUCCGCCCCUUCAAACAUCUCCAGCACCAAGGCCGAGAGGACGGCCACCGCAACAAUUACGUAAUCAGCUGUUGUAUCAAUUUGCUGCACCUGAUGAUACCUCUACCAAUGAUGCGGAACCUCCGUCAGAACAACCACAAUCAACGCCCGACGAUCCGAAUGGGAACAGCCCUGGCGCUCCCGAUGCCGUUGAUGAUACCGGCGACUUUGCAGACUCUAGAGAUGUUUUUUCUCCUGAAAAUGCUUCAGAAGACUACAUUGAUGAUAACUCAAACGAUGCUAACAAUGACGGCCGCCAAUUCCUACAGCCUUCGCGUCUAGUGGACUUUGCUAACGACCCACCCCAGUCACCCGACUCAGCUCCGAUUUUUGAUACCCCAUUUCCAUCCAAUGGCGCGCCUUCAACACAGCCUGCGUCUUACGAAACACGGUUUCCAACCAAUCUUCAAUACCAACAUAGUUAUGGGUCAGCACUAUCCAGUAACAACCCCUUUUUUGAAGGUUUCAGUCCAGCUUACUAUCCGUCCUCGUCAUCACCGGAUUAUAAUUUACCUAUUUACUAA